Molecule: messenger RNA, 4640 nt
Organism: Wasmannia auropunctata (little fire ant)
Lineage: Eukaryota; Metazoa; Arthropoda; Insecta; Hymenoptera; Formicidae
Product: serine/threonine-protein phosphatase 4 regulatory subunit 1-like
Exons: 10
Coding region: 269-2959 (896 amino acids)
Biological process (GO): protein dephosphorylation
Molecular function (GO): protein phosphatase regulator activity
Source: RefSeq, a predicted model, not a curated record
CUCUCCUCCUUUCCCACCCGUCCCUCUUCCUCCCGUUCCUUCCCUCCUUCCCGCUCUCACUCGCUCUACAGUGCGUUCCAUAUUCGACGGGCCGGCAAAAAGAAGAGCGAGCGCAUCGUGUAUAUGGUGAUACGUGCGUAUCGUUUCGUCUCGUUUCGUUUCUGCAUUCGUUCGUUCUCGAUUGUUCGAUCGUUAGUUCCGUUUGUUCGCCGAAACGUGCAUGAAGAAAAGUGAAACGGAGCCAUGAACGUGGAAAGACCACUGGCAAAUGGUUGGGCGUAUACUGAUGGAGAUGUUUCGCGCAGCGGUCAAUAACAAAAUAACGCUAGUUGUUGAGGAAGUCAUGCAACAUGUGCAACUUGUUAUCGACGAUAAUGAUGCUCUAGUGCGAGCGGACCUGGUGGAGCAGAUUCCGAAUGUAGCGAUUAUCUGCCACGAGGCGCCGCAUCUCUUCGGCGACGUCCUCCGCAAUCACCUGCUCGGUAUCGUGAUGACGUAUCUGAACGACCUGGACAAUCAGGUACGGCUAAUGGCCCGAAGCGCGCUGACAACAUUGAUGAAACGAGGCCUUAUUGACAACGACACAAUCGAGAAUGUUAUCUGCCCCACGAUAGAAAGCCUAUCCUACUUGAUGGUGGAUGAACAUGUCCGAAACGCGAACAUCUCCCUCAUGUGUAGACUGGCACCGCUGAUUGGUAGCGAACUUACAGAAAAGAUCUUUCUGACGCGAUUCCUAGUCCUAUGCGAGAAUAACGACAUGAUGGUGAGAAGAAUCUGCGCUACUCACUUUGGGGAAAUGUGCACCGCCGUGGGAAAGGAGAAACUGUACAGCAAGCUGAUUCCUACGUUUGUUGAUCUGUGUGGCGACAGAAUGUGGAACGUGCGAAAAGCGUGCGUCGACGUCAUGAUGCCGGUCUCCUGCUGUUCAACGCCCGAGCAUCGCCGAUUGUUACUUGCGGACAUACUGGCUAAGCACUUGAACGAUGACUCCAAAUGGGUGCGAAUAUCGGCUUUUCAGAUACUCGGACCGUUCAUAUCGACUUUUGCCAAGCAGUUCGCCGAAGUCACUUAUAAUAAGAAUGGCGAAUUAGUGUAUACCAGUAAGCAGGAUAAUUAUCCCAGCAUACGUUACUCGUACGAAGGGAUCUUUCUUUCGAAGGGCAAAAGUCAAAUGCCAGAUAUGGACGAAGAUAUGAUAUCAAAUACCAAAUGCAGAUACAAUACCGAAAAUUCGGCGUUUUACCGGCGUGUAAUGAACUUGAGACAUGAUGACGUUAAAAUGUCGGAUUCGGAGGGGGAACUUCAUGAGACUUGUCGUAAAUUGAAGUUCUUGGCAAAGUCGCGUGAUGCGCAUGAAGCGGAGAAAUACAAUCCAUUUUUAUAUUAUUAUAUACCUCCGGAUAUACCACUGGAUGAUGAGCUUACUCAUGCUGCAAGGCAGUCGGCAAUGAAUCGCAAUAAUGCCCAGAAGGUGACGGAAACGGAAGAAAAUUCCACGCCCGAGGAAGAAAAUAGUAAUUCGCCCUGUUCUUCCGAAAGUCCGAUUCCCGUCGUGAAUUCGGAUGAUGACGAUUCAAAUCUAAAUGGGCAAUCAAACAUGGAUGAUAAAAUUGAUGAACAAAAGGAAGAAGAUCAUGAGGAGGAAGAUCACGAAGAGGAUGAAGAUCAUUACGAUGAGGAGCGUUUUCCAGUGCCGAUACAGUGGGACAUAGAAUGCGAUGUUCGAUCACAAAAUCCAUCCAAAAGAUUCCAAAAAGUUUAUCAGCAAGAAUCCGAGGAGAAAAGAUUUUUUUUAUUUAAUAAUUGCAUCGAGACUAUCGAGUCUUUACCUAUUUUAUCACAUAUAAAUGUGAUAGAUGUGAUUUAUCACUCCACGCGCAGUAGUGACGAAUCUUGUAAGAAUUUAGAUGCGAAGAAUAACGGGCAAGAGAUCGUACCUCAAGAAUUAAUCAAUUACUACGUAUCGAUGGCCGAACCGGAGCAAUGCAUGGACAUGGGUGCCGAGAUCCCACAUCAUUGUGCCUUCAGUUUUCCCGCGGUCGCGCUCACACUCGGCAAAGAGAACUGGCACUGCUUAAAGAAUGCUUACCGGACGUUGUCGAUCGCGAAUCACUGGAGAGUCAGGCGUACCCUAGCGUCCAGCAUUCACGAGAUUGCCAUGAUUCUGGGCGAGGAACUCACUGCCACUGAUCUCGUGUCGAUCCACAAAGGUUUUAUCAAGGAUCUAGACGAGGUCAGAAUAGGUGUGCUCAAGCAUUUGGCGACCUUUCUGAAAAUACUCAAACCCAUCAACCGCCGUCAAUAUCUGUCGAGGCUGAGCGACUUCCUCGCCACGGAUAACAAAUGGAAUUGGAGGUUUCGGGAAGAACUGGCCACGCAAUUGCUCGAGAUUGUGAGCCUGUUCAGUCCGAGCGAUGUGGCCGAGAGUAUCGCGCCGCUGUCUUUCCAAUUGCUUGUAGAUAAGGUUGCCGCUGUUAGAACCAUUGCGCUUGAACUGAUCACACGAAUAAUGUGCUACUUGUCUACCGAGCAUGCUCUGGCAAUGUCCCUUAUUCACGAGCUUCGAGAGACUCUAGUUCUAGAUGCUAAAAAGUGGAUCCACCGGCAAACUUAUGCACUCGUAUGCGCCCAUCUGAUCCGCAACAACGCGAUCCCAGCAGACAAGUUUACUAAGGAAAUGUUACCAUGUUUGAUAAGUUUAUCGUGCGACAGAGUACCUAACGUAAGAUUAGCCGUGGCGAGAACUAUAGCGACGGAUGUGAUCGCGAUGGGUUUGGACAAUUUGGGCAUGGACGCGAUGGAAGAAGUGGAAAGAAUACUCACGAAAAUGCGCGUUGAUGUGGACCGAGAUGUGCGAGUGCUAGCCGGGGGUGAAGAGCAGCAAAUAGACAUACUAGCUUAUUGUUCCUCCGAUGAAAACAAUCAAGUGGAACAACAAGCAAGAAAUAUAUUAUUUUAAUAGUGAUGUAUUCUGAUCUCAUAGAUCACGACGAAGUCACUGCGGUUUUAUAUAUAAAAAAGAAAAAAUGAACUUUAUAUAUAUACACACACGAUAUCACAAGAUGCGCCUUGGUUCUUCCACACUGUGUGACUAGGUCUUGUAAAUGAUAAGCCAAAAGUGUGCAACCAUCAGGCUUUUUGACCGCAAACUGACGUACACGUAUCAGAUCUACCGGAUAGUUGCAAUUACAGAUAGGUCGACGAUGUUAAAACAAAGCUCAAAGUUGUCAUAGCGUUCACAAUUUAAGUAAUCGAGUGAUAGAAAUAAUAUUACAAUUUACAAUGACUGACUUGCGUCCUUUUAAGGUCUAGGACAGAAUUUCGAGGUGUCAAUGCGCACGGUAUGCGAUCAUUGAUACUGAAUUACGUAACGAUGCGUGAGUGUUAGAACGUUUGUAUGUAUGCGUGAAUACGUGCGCGCGAGGAAUAGGUGCGUUUUAUCAUUGCGAUCAAUUUGUACAUGUGACGCUGUUCUCCUGAAUAAGUCGAAUAUUAAAUAGUUGAAGGCGUUUUUUUUACAUUGAUAUGGUUCUUCUCAUUCGCUUAAUUCAUUUCACGAAUGUUCGAUUGUACAAUUUUUCGGCGCUAUAUCGUGUAUCGUUAUUUUGUAGCAUUUUUUAUUGCGCACUUAGUCAAGAGUGAGACGCAGCAUAACAUCAAAAAUGUAAAUUAGAUAUCGAUAAGGCGCAUUUUGUUUAAAUCAACAGCAUUUACGAAUGUGCCAUGCAUGGGAAUAUUUUACAGAUUGUUUAUCAAAAAAACGUCAGAUAAUUGACAUGUCUAAAAUUAUGUUCGAUGAAAGAUAAAUGGAUGCUAAUUAUAUAUUUGCACACUAAAAGUCAUAAUAUUGAUCGAGUUGUUUUUUUCGGCAAUUAUCACAAAAUGUUGAUUUUGCCUUUGCAUUUAAAAACGGUCUUUAUGGAUAUCCAUCGAGUGUCCAGGAAAGAGUAAAAAUGUUAAACUGUUGAUGAUUGAAGAAACUUAUACUAAUGAUGUGAUAAUAUUCCAAUUGUAAUAAAAUUCGCCGUAUAAACAUAUAUUUGCAUUUGUUGAAUAUUUUUUUGACAAAUAAUUGCUUAUAUAGAGAGUACUAUCAUGUCAUCUAGCUUAAUAAACAAAUGAAUUAUACGUUGCUCACACAGUACACUUCGAUUCUUACGUUACGCCUAAAAAUGUUAAACAAUUAAAUUUUAUUAACAUUUUUUUUUAAGUCAAUAUCACAGAAAACGUACGUAAGAGAAAAUGUAUUGUAGGAAACUUUUAUAAAUAUUGUACGAUAUCAGAUUUUUUAUAACACGCAAAAAAUGUACGGAUUGCUGAUAGAGCGAAGUCCUGCGCCAUUUGAUUAGGAAAAGGCAGCAGAGAGCAUUGUAUAGAUUUCGUAUCUACUUGCACGGAAAGUAUACGCUCGUGUUAACAUUUUGUCAUUAACGAAGGAGCGGACAAUCGUAUCUCGUUUGACUUUGUGACAAUGAAUACGAUAAUUGAGCUACGACAGACUUACUCUUUAAGCAAUGAAAGCCCUCGUUAUUUGUGAAUACUAAAGGCGAAGAAGGAGAUAUUGUUUAAAAUGCUGUAUAAUAUAUUAUUGUAUUUGAUAAUGAGAUGAUGAGAAAUAUACAUCAAACGAUUUGUUACAU